AACGACAAUUGUUACUUCCUGUGAGAAUUUGGGCUGUGUGGCAAAAUGCCGACAACUUUAGUUUUCAAGUUUUUAGCUGCUGUUAUUUUUAAUUUUGUGAUCUCUGUGCACACACUAGAAGUUGAUUUAACGGUAGAUGUCAAACCGGGUCACGAAGAGUGUUUUUAUGAGGAGAUUAAGAAGCCAACGAGUUUUGAAAUUGAAUACCAGGUUAUAGAUGGAGGUGACCUAGACAUUAACUUUAUGGUGACAUCCCCUCACGGUAGAAUAAUGGUGUCUGAGCUGAUGAAAAGUGAUGCUGUUCACAAACUUGAUGCCGUUGAUCUGGGUGUUUACAAGGUUUGCUUUGACAACUCCUUCAGUCACUUUGCUAGAAAGCUAGUCUUCUUUGAAAUCAUCGCUGGUGAUGAUGAAGAGGAUGAAGAUGACGAUAAAAAGGACUGGAAGGCGGCCCAAGAGGAGUUAGCCUCCAUUGUUGACAUGACCCUGGAGGAUUUUAAGAAACUGCUGGAUAAUGUGAACAAUAAUCUGGACAAGGCUCGCUCUGAUCAACAGGUGCUCCGGAACUUUGAGGCACGGGAUCGGAACACGCAGGAGAACAACUUCCAGCGGGUGAACUUCCUGUCGGGCGUUCAGGUGUUCAUCAUGCUGUCCGUGGCCUUGACCCAGGUCCUACUCAUCAGAAGUUUAUUCGACGACAGAAAGAAAACAGGAGUGUCGGCCCAGGGUCGGGCCCGGGGGAGAGGGGUCCGGUCUGUGGUGCCCGUGUGGACGUGGCCCGGUGGAGUGGUGCCGUACGAGAUUCCCGAGGACUUUGAUGAACCAUCCAAGGCGCUAAUAAAAGUCGCAAUGAAGAGGUGGGAGAGACAGACCUGCGUCCGAUUUGUCCCUCGCUCUGAGCAUGCGCAAUCGGAGGCAUACAUAAAGUUAUACAAAUCGAGAAAUUCUUGCUUUUCAGACAUUGGUAGGAAUCCCACCCAGCAACCUCAACUACUCGGGCUCAGUGACGGCUGCAUGGGGAUACCUUCAAUUGUCCAUGAACUCGGACACGCCCUCGGGAUGAUCCAUCCGAUGUCACGUGAUGAUCGGGACCAGUAUAUCACGCUACGGGCCGAAAAUAUAAACAACGGAUCCGACCGGAACUUCAUGAGCAUAUCAGAUCGAGGCUACAUGUAUUUUACCUACGGCGUACCGUACGACUACAAAAGCAUAAUGCACUAUAAUGCUAAGAUUUGGUCAAAGAACGGAAAUGAUACCAUGGUAACAGUAGCACCAGAAUUUCAGACCAUCAUUGGAACGGCUGCCGACGUCAGUUUUAGAGACAACCUGUACAUCAACAGGGCCUAUCUGUGUUCAUGGCAGUGUCCGUGGAUGCGGUGUGAGAACGGGGGAGUAGCGUCAGGGACCCCGUGUAGGUGCGUCUGUCCUGAUGGUUACCAUGGAAACUACUGCGAAAAGCGCCUUCCUGGAGUGAACAGAAUUGUUGACUGGACGUGUCGUACAGGGUGGUUCUACAGGGCAGGGACGUGUUACAGGUUCCUGUCCCACGCCACAGUGCCCUGGAAAACGGCGCACGAUCUCUGUCAGCAGAACAGUGGGCAGCUUCCGGUCAUCACAGACACAGAACUGAUGAGAAUAACUGGAGAACUUAUUCUCGAGGAUAGAGAGUUGUCAACUGCUAAAACUUUCUGGCUAGGGCUACAACUUAAUACGACUUCCGGUCUAUACACGUGGGCGGACGGAAGUGAGCUCAAACACCCUGAAUGGAUUGUCAAUCCAGGAGAGCUCUCUUCCGACCGCGCAUGCGCUGUUUUCAACGGUACGGCCAUAACUGUGACGAGCUGUGGACUCCAGCCAGAUAACGGGGUGCUCUGCGUUGCGCCUUUUGAUCCGUCAUGCGGUGGAGUAUUUUAUCUAACGAACAGAGGCGUGGAAGUGACGUCACCAAAUUACCCAGAUCUCCAUCCACCGGAUAUCACGUGUCAGUACGUUUUCAAGAUAUCCGGAAACAAUAGAAUAGAGAUUACCUUCAAGGAUUUCCUCCUGGAAUACUCCAACAAUUGUCAAUCAGACUCCCUGGAGGUUCAACUGGAGACAGAUGUAUCUAUCCCCGGGAAAAGGUACUGUGGCUCGGAGCUGACCAACACAACCCUGGUGUCAAAGGGUAACUUCACAAUCGUCACUCUGAGGACAGAUGCCAGGAACCAUGGCCGGGGAUUCCAGCUGACCGCUAAUCCCGUACAGAGCCGCGCGCGUAGCAUCUCCGACCAUUUUAUGAAUAUUCCUAUUUCGUUUUGGAAAAAACUGUUUGAAGUUCCUGGCCGAUUUGGCCUCGGUUAAUUGAUAUGUGUUUAUAUGAACUGAUUUUUUACCUUAUCUAAUCUUGAUUAUAUAUACGAAAUACAUGCUUGAUUAACUUGUUUCAGAUGCCACCACAAUUGAAUUUCUUAUAUUUUAAGCAAUGAUAGAAAAAUAGCGUGUCUGUUGUACGUUUAUUAUCUAAAACAUUUUUUUUUGGUCUUGUCAUGUACUAGGGUUGAAAUUGUAAUAUGGUAUAUAAUGUGUAUUGUACGAUAUCACAUAAGUAAAAAAGAUUCGAUUCAAAUAGUGAAAGAGCAUUUCAUCCCUUCAAAGAAAUUGUCAAAAAUUUCAAUUUCUGAAUCCAUUUCUAAA
Magallana angulata is the source of this 2673-nucleotide messenger RNA. RefSeq lists its product as uncharacterized. Lineage: Eukaryota; Metazoa; Mollusca; Bivalvia; Ostreida; Ostreidae. Gene Ontology annotation, biological process: proteolysis. The transcript has 16 exons. The coding region runs from base 46 to 2340 and encodes 764 amino acids. The record is from RefSeq and is a predicted model, not a curated record. Gene Ontology annotation, molecular function: metalloendopeptidase activity; zinc ion binding.